Messenger RNA from Owenia fusiformis, 489 nucleotides. Lineage: Eukaryota; Metazoa; Annelida; Polychaeta; Sabellida; Oweniidae. The record is from the annotation of a GenBank genome assembly.
ACAACCCUGAUAAGGUUAUAAAGCGUAUGGAGUCAAUGAAUCUUACUGAAGUUGGAUGUAGAACCCAUACAUUUGCAGCUUUGGAGAGAAUGGAGAACGAGUAUUUUACUCCGGAGAAAGGAGAUCGUCCUGACGCUAUCAAUAAGGUCAUUGUGUUGUCAGAUGGAGUAACUAAACCUAGUAGCAAGGAGAGUAACACAUUUAACAAUGCGGAUUCUCUAAGAGCCACCGGUGCAGAAAUUGUGGUGGUCGGUCUACCUCAGGGUUGUCCUCCGGAUAAACCUAAAUGUGUAGAAAAAGUCAUUGGACAAGAUGAAUGGAUGGCUAUUUCUAGAGCUGAUGAGGAUCCAAAUCUGUUGCUCAACAUAUUAAACACAGACUUCACCAAACUCAGAGAAACAAUUAUAAAUAUUGGAAAUAAGGUCUGUGGUCCUGGAAGUGUUAAAAUAAAUUAAAUAGGACAAAUUAUUUUGUUGGAAUCAAAACAUG